AUGCGUACACGGCCAGCUACUACGAUCUACGCGUACCGCGCCUAUUAUGCUUCUACAGAUGGUGGAGCCAAGGAGCGGACGCACUGUCGCUCCUCCUGGCUCUCCGGGAUCGUCCGCCGGAAGAAGGAUCCGGCCACCGCGUCUCCACCGCUGUCCCCGCCGCGGCGCUCGUGGCGCGGGGUCAGCAACCGGGGCCUCUCGCCGGUGCGGUACGCCGACGGCGACGGCGACGGCGAGGAGAGCACCUCCCCCGCCGCGGAGUCGCCGUGGCUGCCCUCGCCGUCGCCGAUGCGCAAGACCCCGUGCCGUCGCCGCCUGGGACUGGGGGGCGCCGGCGUAGGGGCCGGCGUCUCGGGGUUCGCGGUGUGCAUCAGCCCGCUCGUGCGGCCCGGCCUGGGCAGGCACCCCCGCGGAGGCCACCCGCCGGACGCCGUCUCCACCGAGCUCCGUCCGUCGCCGCUCCACCCGCUCACCUCCAGCGCCUCGCUCCACCACUGCCGCUCCUGGAAGCUCGCCGACGGGGGACGCUUCCGGUGA
Molecule: messenger RNA, 537 nt
Organism: Setaria italica (foxtail millet)
Lineage: Eukaryota; Viridiplantae; Streptophyta; Magnoliopsida; Poales; Poaceae
Exons: 2
Coding region: 1-537 (178 amino acids)
Source: RefSeq, a predicted model, not a curated record